UAUCAUUUCCUUGGUGGGUAACAUCAUCAAAACUUGCUUUAUGAUUAUAUCAGAUCUAAACCUAAAAUGGAAGAAGCCAAAAGCCAAAGUUUGGAGGAAGACUUUGAAGGACAGGCCACACAUACAGGACCCAAAGGAGUAAUAAAUGAUUGGAGAAAGUUUAAAUUAGAGAGUGAAGAUGAUGAUUCAGUUCCACCUAGAAAGAAGGAGAUUCUCAGACAGAUGUCUUCUCCUCAGAGUAGAGAUGACAAAGACUCAAAAGAAAGAUUCAGCAGAAAGAUGAGCAUUCAAGAAUAUGAAUUAAUUCACCAAGAUAAAGAAGAUGAAAAUUCCCUUCGUAAAUACCGUAGACAAUGCAUGCAGGAUAUGCACCAGAAGCUGAGUUUUGGGCCUAGAUAUGGGUUUGUGUAUGAGCUGGAAACUGGGGAGCAAUUCCUGGAAACCAUUGAAAAGGAGCAGAAAAUCACCACAAUUGUUGUUCAUAUUUAUGAAGAUGGCAUUAAGGGUUGUGAUGCUCUAAACAGUAGCUUUACAUGCCUUGCAGCUGAAUACCCUAUAGUCAAGUUUUGUAAAAUAAAAGCUUCUAAUACAGGUGCGGGGGACCGCUUUUCCUCAGAUGUACUCCCCACACUGCUCGUCUACAAAGGUGGGGAACUCAUAAGCAAUUUUAUUAGUGUUACAGAACAGUUUGCCGAAGAAUUUUUUGCUGGGGAUGUGGAGUCUUUCCUAAAUGAAUAUGGGUUACUACCUGAAAGAGAGACACAUGCCCUAGAUCAGACCAACAUGGAAGAAGAUACUGAAUAAACAGUCAUUAUGUCAACAUUUCAUAUUUCUCCUUUACAAGUUGAAUAUUGAUUUUGGUAGUAUCCAUAUUCCUUUAGAGAACACCAAGUAUGGCCAUGGCUAUUUUAAUUUGUGAGAAAAAAAGAUUGAUGCUAAAAUUAUUUGAUUAGCAUUACUUAAAUGAAUAGAAGGCUUUACUACAAAAUAUUGUAGUCUUUAGCAACAUGUUAGUAGACAAAGAGGCUAUGAAUAAUAUUGUGACAGUUUUUAAAAAUUCCUUUCAGGUUAUGUGUUGGCUUUCUUACUCCUUGUUUUUUCCUCAGUGGUAUUAUUUGGACUUUUCAAAUUACAUUAUCAAUCAUAAUUUUGCUUGUGUGAUAAGAAUAAAGUCUCAUGAGGAAAUAA
Molecule: messenger RNA, 1188 nt
Organism: Zalophus californianus (California sea lion)
Lineage: Eukaryota; Metazoa; Chordata; Mammalia; Carnivora; Otariidae
Gene: PDC
Product: phosducin
Exons: 4
Coding region: 67-804 (245 amino acids)
Biological process (GO): regulation of G protein-coupled receptor signaling pathway
Source: RefSeq, a predicted model, not a curated record